UGGCAGCAAUGAUGCUUUCGCUGUCGGUGUCAUUCCUGCUAGCGGUGGACGGUAUUCUGGUUAGCAGUUCUCCAACAGGAUUUCUGCGUCAAGCUCCGCAGCACGAACCAUCCCAUCCAAGCUUCCGAGAUGAGCAACCUCCAGAUCAAUUAUCCUACCAAAUCCAGCAGGAACGCACGAUCGAUUAUUGGCUGGACAGUGCUCGGAACACUAUAGACAGAAUACAGCAACGGAAGCUAAACAAGAAUGUGGCCAAAAAUGUAAUCCUGUUUUUGGGAGACGGAAUGUCCAUUUCGACCGUCGCGAUGACACGUGUAUACAUAGGAGGCGAAGAGAAGAAGCUGGCCUUCGAACUGUUUCCUGACAUCGGUAUGUCGAAAACGUACAGCGUCAACUACCAAGUACCCGAUUCAGCCUGUACGGCUACGGCUUACCUAACGGGAGUGAAGGCGAACUACGGGACGAUCGGAGUCAACGCGAAGGUUCCCGUGUACGACUGUGAGGCGGAACUGGACAGCAGCAGUCAUACACAUUCGAUCGCUAAAUGGGCGAUGGAUACUGGAAAAGAUGCUGGACUGGUGACGACCACCCGGGUGACGCAUGCUUCGCCGGCGGGGGUAUAUGCGCAUACUGCCAACAGGGAUCGGGAAAAUGACAACGAGGUGAAGAAGGAUGGAUGCGAUAAGAGCAUCGUUCAGGAUAUAGCCCAUCAGUUGGUGCACGGGGAGACGGGUAAGAGGUUGAAGGUGAUUAUGGGUGGUGGACGCCGAGAGUUUCUGCAUAAAGAUUUGGAUCCGGAAACUGGUAAGACGGGUAAACGGAAGGACAACCGGAACUUGAUAAACGAAUGGUUGCUCAUGGGGGAGGACGCCGAGAAUCGAACGUACGUGUGGAACAAGCAAGAUAUGUUGAGUGUUGAUCCGAACGUUACCGAUAGACUGUUGGGUUUGUUCGAACCGGGUCACUGUGAGUACAAUUUAAACCGAAUUCGGGAUAACCUGGAGUUGGAACCGACGCUUGUUGAGAUGGUUGACAAAGCAACUGACAUUCUAAGCAAAAAUGAGAAUGGAUUCUUUCUGUUCGUCGAAGGCGGACGCAUUGAUCAGGCUCAUCACGAUACGUGGGCUAGAUUGGCACUGGAUGAAACGGUGGAGUUUUCGAAGGCGAUCGAACUUGCUCGGCAGAAAUUCAGCGAGGAAGAUACGUUAAUCGUGGUGACAUCGGAUCAUUCACAUAGUGUUAGUUUCGCUGGUUUUCCGAGUCGCUCCAACGACAUCUUCGGUGCGGCUGGAGUUGCCAAUGAUCAGCUUCCGUACAUGACAAUCAGUUAUGCGAACGGUUUGGGUUUUUACGACCAUAUUGAUCCAAAUAUUGGAGGUAGGGUUAAUAUCAGCACUCUGGACACAACUGGAAACGAAUUCCGAUUUCCAACGACUCUUCCGGUAGAUUCGGAAACACACGGAGGCGAAGAUGUGGCAGUGUACGCUUCCGGGCCAUGGUCUCAUCUGUUCACCGGAAGCUACGAACAGAACACGAUCCCUCAUAUGAUGGCUUACGCAUUGUGUGUUGGCGAUGGGCUCACUGCCUGCUCGCCUUAAUGAGCAAAACUAUUAGCCGAAUUAAAAUAUUAAAUCUCAUUUAAGAAUAAUACAUUUAUUUUAAA
Messenger RNA from Topomyia yanbarensis, 1663 nucleotides. Its product is annotated as membrane-bound alkaline phosphatase-like. Gene Ontology annotation, molecular function: alkaline phosphatase activity. Bases 9 to 1598 code for a protein of 529 amino acids. The transcript has 3 exons. NCBI's taxonomy places the organism in Eukaryota, Metazoa, Arthropoda, Insecta, Diptera, Culicidae. The record is from RefSeq and is a predicted model, not a curated record. Gene Ontology annotation, biological process: dephosphorylation.